GAAGAGAGAAAGAUUUGGAGAGCUCUCUUGUUCUUUAUCUCGCGUCGUGACACCACAAGAGUCCACAUUGUUUUGAUCUUGCGCCAAGCAACAAACUACGGUACAAGCGCAGGUGACAGCCACCACCGAUUCGAUCAUUGUUCCAACCUUGAGAAAUCAAGGAGUUUGUAGGAACUUGUGAGAGCUAUGUCCAGCUAUGAUGAUCAUCAUUGUCGCUUUGUCAAUGGCGAUCAAUUCCAGUUCCUCGACUAUAGUUUCCAGUGCUUUGAUCACCAAAUGUAUGAUCGUCAAGCCUGGAAAGAUUUGGCAGAGUAUGCGACUAGUUGCGUCAUCGCCGGCGACGAGAGAGUAGAGGACAAUUCCAAGAUCAUAUCAUCAUCCACGAGAACCUUCACGCCAAGUAUGGAUUUCGCACACUGCUCCAGUCUUUUCACUUCCAAUCCAUCACCGAGCGUCGAUAGCAGCAGCUACAAUCAAGCCUCUAGAUCACUACAUUCCCCCGACAGGAGCAAGCCCAUCACGCUACAAGCUCCUCCACUCGAUCAUCGCCAAGAGGAGCUCUUCGUCUUUGGAGCGAGCAGUAGUAGCGGCGGAGUAGCAAUGAAGAAUCUUUUCUAUACUUGCAAGCGCUCGGCGAUGGCGGAGGAGGAACAACGAGAAGAGGAAUCGUGGAGCAAGCCCAAGAGGAGGAACACGAGGAUUUCCAAGGAUCCACAGAGCGUGGCGGCGCGGCACCGGCGCGAGAGAAUCAGCCAAAAGAUCCGGACGCUCCAGCGACUGGUUCCAGGAGGCACAAAGAUGGAUACCGUCUCGAUGCUGGACGAGGCCAUUCACUACGUCAAGUUCCUCAAGACCCAAGUCCACUCGCUCGAGCUCCUCGGGUUCCACAGCCCACUAGCAGUCGCUCCUCCGGCAAAUCCCUCGAGCCACUUUCCACUCCCGAUCGAUCGCUCGCAGAUGGCGUCGUGCUCUUCGUCUCAUCGGUUCUUCCCUUCGAUCGAUCACAGCAGUGAUAUCGAAAGCCAGCACUUCGCUUAUCGUCACCAAUCCCCAUAGCUGUCCAGACAUUCCAAUCUCGAA
This is a messenger RNA of Selaginella moellendorffii, 1080 nucleotides long. RefSeq names its product transcription factor bHLH66-like. Gene Ontology annotation, molecular function: DNA-binding transcription factor activity; protein dimerization activity. NCBI's taxonomy places the organism in Eukaryota, Viridiplantae, Streptophyta, Lycopodiopsida, Selaginellales, Selaginellaceae. The record is from RefSeq and is a predicted model, not a curated record. The transcript has a single exon. The coding region runs from base 187 to 1056 and encodes 289 amino acids. Gene Ontology annotation, biological process: regulation of DNA-templated transcription.